AGCACUUGCAAAACAAGAAGAAGAAGAAAAUGAAAACGGAGUGAAAUGUAACGCACACCGAACGGAGAAAAAUCGAGUCACCGUGUCGUGCUAAUUUUCUAAGGUGGUCACCCUUUCCUGCACACGGAAAUACACGGUUCGGAACGGGUUAUCGCGGGUGGUGUUCUGUGUUCCAGCUAACGAACGGGCCACAACCCAACUUGACAACUAAUUCGCUGGCCGACCACACGUCUUGGUCCGAUUCUAAAUGGAAUAUUCGCCGUCUUUGUGGAGCGCGAGUGUGACCGUUUGAACACAGACAGGCAAAAGAUUGAUGGUAUGGUCUUCUGCGUCCGAUAAACGUCGUGAUUUCGAUGCGGCAUAUCGCUAUUAUCCUGGUUCCGUUCCCCGAAGAGCUAUCAACAUCAUACAUGUACGACGGAUGCUCCCGAGGCGAGGAAACCGCAGCUGGCCGAUGAACAAAACUGUCACCAGAGCAAAAUUAUAUUCCAACGGUUGCUAUGCAGUUGCAAUCUUCUUCGAUGCAUCGUAUGUUGCCGGAAAAACGGUCUGUGCAAUGCUAAACAUGGGAAUCAUCUGCAAGGCUCAUAAGAUCAUCAUUUGAAUGCACUAGAUUGAACGAUCAGCCGUAAAAUAUUUCUUACAAUACGCGUGCGAAUAUUAUAUGCACUAUUAGAGACAAUAGAAUCUAUUAAAAAUAGAGAAUUUAGUAAAUUAUUUACUUUUCUAUUUUAUGGCAUAAAUUCGAUUUUAUUAAUUAAGUAUUGGCUACGAUACGUUUCGUUUGCAGGUCGUUUUGGAAUGUUUGGAAUUUAAAUUAGCCGCUCGAAUCCAUCGUUCGCUCGAUUUUCUCUUAAACCAUCCAGCAUCGCAAAACGCGACCAUUCAGUGCAAUGUGAAUGUGUGUUAGUGAAGGAUACGGUCCUUGAAUCCUUAAUGGCGCAACGUUGAGAUAAGCAAAGUGUGUGUUGUGUGCAAACGUGUGUCGUGUUUUAUUCACUGGCGCACAUUUAUUUUGUGUUAAUUUUAUUUACUAUUUAUUUAUUAACGGCGAUCUGAUCCGUUCUGUGUGUGUGUGCUUGUAUCGUGUCGUGCCAUUACCGUGCAUCUUUUAUUGUUCCAAAAAUAUGUCCAACAGUGCGACGAGUGUAAUCGGUUAAUGUUUUUAAGUGUAUCUAUUUGCGGCAAUUUACAUGUGCAUGUGUACAUACGCGAAUGAUUGUGGUGUUGCAAUUUUAAGUGUUCAAUAUCGUUUUGUAUUUCGAUGGGAAAAUAAGUUCCCCCGGAUGAAUGUAUAGCGGUCAAUCGGUUAAAAUUGCUCUAAGGCCACCGUUUUGUAUGUGCGUGUGUAUCGUAUGAAAAUAUAGAAAAAAGUAUUAAAAGUGUUAAAAGUAGCAUCAAAAGUCAUAAAGUAAUAUAAUAUGGUCAUUUAAUCAAUAAAACAAAUUGAAAGUGAAAGAAUUUGGCAGUGUGAAACAAAAGAACAGCACCAAAGGUUAAAUAACAGGCGUUUUAUUAGAGAAAGAAGCGCCAUAAGUCUCCAAUCUUUUUCCUCUCAGAUCGUGGAGAGUAAAAUUUAAGGAACCUCUAAACCAGCGAACAACGGUGCAUUAUGUCUAGCGAAGAGGAUAAACCUCCGGCACCGCCUGUUCGGUUGACAAGCAAUCGGGGUGGUGGCGGAGGUGGUGUUGGCGGUGGCGCAGGUGGGGGUUCAGGAGUGGUCGAUCGGAUCGAUGGUGUUGCUCCGGUUGAUAUGAAACCAUUGCCAAAAGAACCGGAAGAUGCCGAUCGCAAGAAGAAAACGCUCAAGAACAAAAUCAAGGUUUCGAAGGCGUCCCAUAACGAUUCCAAACCGAAUAUAUCCUAUCCGACCAAUUUCGAGCAUACGGUCCAUGUUGGGUUUGAUGCUGUGACCGGAGAAUUUACGCUGCCUUUGAAAGGUAUGCCAGAGCAAUGGGCGCUGAUGUUGAAGAACUCGAACAUUAGCAAGCAGGAGCAGAAGAAAAAUCCUCAGGCCGUGUUGGACGUGCUGAACUUCUUCGACAACAGCAACAAACAGCGGCCUAGCUCGAAAUAUAUGACCCAUGGACUGCACACUACGACACACUCGGCAUCGUCCAUAGGGUCGUCGCUGAGCCGGGUAAGCAGCAGCAGUCCCAGCAGCACACCAACCGACUCGGAAUCGCACGGUGGCCCCGGGGCGCAAAUCAUCUCGAGCAGCCAUUCGCAGGCCUACAGCCUUGGUCUGUCGUCUCACAAUUCGGCCGGUGAUCAUGACAGCGACGAACUGGGCAUACUCAGUGGCAGCGCCAGCGGAAGUAUCAGCGGCAACGGGAUACCACCACCGAUCGCCAGCCGCCCCGAACGGACCAAAUCAAUCUAUACACGCCCGAUUGAUGAUCCGAUCUCACCGCCAAUACCUCCGCAUUUGAGCGCCGGGGCGACACACCAAUCGCUGGCGAGUUCCGGCACCGUACGCAGUCCAACACAAUUUGACAAGAACAAGAACUCGGUCAACGCGGCAUCCGCACAAACGAUCAGCAGCCUAGCGGGUACAGCGGUGACCGUUCCGAGCCAACAGCUGCCUCAGCAUUUGCACCACCAUCAUCAACACCAAGCUGGCAACAAUGGUCUCAGCAAUGACAGCACCUCGGUGGUGGCAGUCGCCGCAGCAACGGCAGCCGCAGGUGCUAUACCUGCACCGAACAACGUUAACAACGGUACCAACCUCAACAACAGUACGACGACGACAACUCCGGGCGCUACGAUGCAACAGCGGGCCGCUAACUUGAAGAAGAAGAAAAUGUCCGACGAAGAGAUCCUGGAAAAGUUGCGUACGAUCGUGAGCGUGGGCGAUCCGAAGCGGAAGUACAACAAGAUGGAAAAGAUCGGCCAGGGCGCCUCCGGUACGGUGUAUACGGCGAUCGAAAGCUCCACCGGUAUGGAGGUUGCGAUCAAGCAGAUGAACCUCAGCCAGCAGCCGAAGAAGGAACUGAUCAUCAACGAAAUUUUGGUAAUGCGGGAGAACAAACAUCCGAAUGUGGUGAACUACCUGGACAGCUACCUCGUGUCGGAAGAACUGUGGGUAGUGAUGGAAUAUCUGCCCGGUGGUUCGCUGACGGAUGUCGUAACGGAGACGUGUAUGGACGAGGGCCAGAUAGCGGCCGUAUGUCGCGAGGUCCUGCAAGCGCUUGAAUUUCUCCACAGCAAUCAGGUCAUUCAUCGGGACAUCAAGAGUGACAACAUACUGCUGGGUUUGGACGGAAGUGUCAAGCUGACCGAUUUCGGAUUUUGUGCCCAGAUCUCACCGGAACAAUCGAAGCGUACGACCAUGGUCGGUACCCCGUACUGGAUGGCACCGGAAGUGGUCACUCGCAAGCAAUAUGGACCGAAGGUUGAUCUCUGGUCGCUAGGCAUUAUGGCGAUCGAAAUGAUUGAGGGAGAACCACCGUACCUUAAUGAGAAUCCACUGCGUGCGCUUUAUCUGAUCGCGACGCACGGUAAGCCGGAGAUUAAGGAGAAGGAGAAACUUAGCACCGUCUUUCAGGAUUUCCUCGAUCAGUGUCUGGAGGUGGACGUUGAUCAGCGUGCUACGGCAUACGAACUACUUAGGCAUCCCUUCUUGAAACUAGCCCGACCGCUCGCUAGUCUAACGCCGCUCAUCAUGGCCGCCAAGGAAGCAACGAAGGGCCACUGAAAGCGGGAGGACGUCGUUCUACCAUCGGCCACCGUUGGGACCGACGUAACUGAUGGACCUUCCUGCAGUCGUGCUGCCGAUGCUGGUAUGGUGGCUGGCACUGUCUGCAGUCCAUCGCCACUCACUUCCAGCAGCGAGCUAAACGGUAGCAGCAGCAGCACCGACCACCACACCGGCAGUGAGUCAAAACGUGAUAAUCCCAGUAUGGCCAACGUACUGUUGCCGUCCAUCGAUAACAACAGCUGCUAGUUUUUUCGCGCAUGCCCUUUGCCGCUUCCGUACCCGUGGGAACAUGUCGGCGGAUCUCUUGUGCAGUGCAUAAGUGACGAAAAGAAUGCGUUAAGUGUUAAGUAAUGCAACGUUACUACCGUUACGUUACUCUCCAGUUUACGGGCAUCUGGUUGCACGUGUAGUGUCGCCGGAGGGUGAUAACACAACACAAAAGCACCUACAAACGCAAAGGACUGAAGCGAAUAGAAACAAAAAUGAACGAGUACAGCUUGUAUAUAGUGAAAAGGAAUGGUUUCGAUGCCGAAAACAUUGAUUCGAAUUUGACAACAAAAAAAAAGAAACAAAAAAACAAAACUAUUCAGUAAGCAAACAAGUGAAAACGCAAAGGGUAAACAAAGUAAACCUGCGUAGUCAAAACCAUUACUUUUAGUUUUGGGUAAACAUUAAAACAGAAAGAAGACUAAUAUUUAAUAUAUAGAUGAAUUAUUAAUUAGAUGCCAGCAGCGAAAGCACACAGAAAAGAGAAAAAGAAAACAUUGAAAGACCGCUAGAAGGUAGAACAAUGGAGAACCGAAACACAAUAAAAAAACACACACAAACACACACACAUCAAAUGUAUAAGAUCAAUGGAAAAGGGCGAUGCAAUCGGUAUAAGGAUCAUGGUUGCGGAUUGUAUUUGCAUCUAGAAGCAGUCGUAGCAAAAUAUAAAAUAUUAAACACUACACAACCACAAUAAGAUGGCAGAGAUGUUAAUCCAUUUAUGGAAGCGCAUAGUGAUAGUUUCUAGCCACACAAACACACACACAGACAUACACUAUAGAGCAGUCGGUAUUUUUGUGGAAGCUCUAGCAAUCGAUAGAACGUGCAUACUGUUGUAUCAGAGACGAAGGCACUAGCAUAGAAGCAAAUACAUACACACUCAGAAACUCCUUUUUUGCUUUCUAGACGAUCUCUAGUGUGUUAUAGCAACAAGUAACAACAGGUGAAAUUAGACGGGAAAAUCAUAUGCACACAACCUACACAUAUACAAUUAAACAUAUAUAUGAGACGUAUAUUGAUGCUCAUGGAGGACAUCGUGCAUAUGAAAAAAUCAACGGCCGCAACGACGUGUAAGCGGAUGGUAAUGAACCAUUGUAUAGUGUAUAUAAAUAGUACAAAACAAAACAAACAAAAACAUUACUUUACUACAGACGAAUGGCUUAACAUAAACAUGUGAAAUCAAUACUAACAAAACUGGAAAACAACGUAUAAACGGAACGCAACAGCAAGGUAACAUAUAUGCAAAUGAAAGAGAAACGGUAAACUCGACGAUGUGAUGUGGUUAAAUUAUCUAAGCGGUUCAUCCGAUUCGAAUGUAAGAUCUUCGUUUGUAGAGAUGAACGCGACUAACAAAGCAAAACUCUAACAAAGAAGAAAUUCUUCCAAAUUAAAUGAAAACAGUCAAACAAACAGUGGAUACACACACACACGUUCAAUCUAGGAUAAAAUCAUUCACCAGGAUAUGAGCACACAAACAAAAAAAACACACAAAUAAAGCGAUUAUAAGUGGUGCAAACAAAGUGGAGUAGAAGAUGAGGGAAACAUUGGAACAGAAGAACACAAAACAUAGAAAACACAAAACCACAGCACGCAAUGUAAACAAAAGAAAAGAAACAACAAAAAACAGAACACAACCAAAUGCAAAUGAAAAGUGAAAAGUGCCUACAGAGAAACAAAACAAAACAAAAUGCAACAGAAAGGAGAAACCCCAACAAUUGUGUACACAUACAUAUAUGACCCGUUUGUGUUUGUGCAUGUUUUGGGCGGGUUGAUAAGCGCAUCUACAUCUGUAUAUUCUCUUUUCGUGCAAAAAGGCACGCAAAUGUAUAGUCAAUGGUUCUUUUUUGGUGCCGCGCUCUGUCUUUGAAACGUUUAAUUGAACAUCAAGUGGAAAAUGAAAAUUGCCGAAACGGCCGAAACUGAAUAGAUGUGUGCACAACAAAGCCGUUUCAAUUCCCAACAGUUACUUCUUUUGUACAUGCGCAUGCAAAAUAGCACGUAUGAAUUAUGCACUCACUCAACUCGAUAAGCAAUCAAUGUAUCAGGAGCAGAAGCAAAAGAUAUGGUUUGUGUCUGUCAGCUUAGAUUUUUGCUUGUGUUACUACUGCUGUCCACACCGUAAUGAUGGAGGUAGAAGGUGCUUAAACCGUUUCGCACAUUUUCUCACGCGAAACGUAAUAAUAUCGUACGGAGGAGAUCAGCUUCAGCCAAUUCCAGGUCGAACCGUUGCAAAACAAAUUGCAUUAAAUGGCGGGAAGCACUUUCGAACAGGCACAGACAAACAAAUGGACGGCACAAGCACACAAGCUACACAAAGUAUUAUCAUACAUUAACUAAAACAUAACACAGCCACAGACAGGAACAGGAACAAACGCUACAUAAUGAAAUGAAGGCCUGAAGCGGAUACUCUAGCACGACUGCAGACGUUACUACAUUACGUCUGGGCGCUAUAGGAAACACAUAUGGAAGCGGAAAAGAAAUACUACACGAACGUUUUGCGUUCUAACGUCCGACCUAAUGGUUCGUCGUGUUGUGAAUGAACCUUCGUUACGCGUUAUCCGUACAAAACACGGUAAAUACUAUCGUGCUGCGUUCCUUAUUAUGUUGCAUUUCCUCAUCCUCAUGUAUAGGUAUAGUUGCGUGUGUAUUUUGUUUGUACGAAGAACAUUAGCGCGCUGCUAAAUAUGGUAGAAUUAAUUUAUAUUUCACUCCUUUUGCUAAACGACUCAACAUCUCUCUUUUCUGUGCGGAUGUUUCGCUUACACAAUCAUGUACAGAGUAAAGAAGCUGCGUAUAUAGUUUUGUGCUACACUUAUUUCCUAACUCCUAAGAUACAUCCAUACUAUUAUACUCGAUUGUGUAGAAGGAAGUGGGAAGAGGCACUUUUGGUUGGUGAGUUUCUAAUUGCUCGACAAUAAAGAAGAAGGAGGAUUUAUCGUUACUGCAAUAAGUAAAAGCAAAAGAAGCAACAGAAGAGUAAAAGAACACAUCGUUACAUCGUUGACAUCAUCAGCUAGUUACAGAGCGGAACUAUUUUCACCAGCAUUCGUUGUUCCAUCCUUCCGAUGAGCUUCUGCUACAGUCAUCUAAUGUUUAAUGAGUUAAUGCGCACACACAAACACACACACACACUGUGAAAGGGAAGAAGAAGGACCCGUUUAAUGAGGAAGCAAAAUGAUAUAAUUUUCGUCACAAAAAAAAAACAAAAUGUAUUAUAACGUACGAAGGGGGCGAUAAAGUUCCCAGUAACGAAAGGAACAGGCGGGGAACAAAACGAAAGAUGACAAAACAAAACAUGAAUAAACAAUUUACAUGCAAAAACAAAACAAAAAACAUACUCCUCUCACACUAACUAAAACACACAAACAUAAAACAUGCUGAAACACACGUUAGUAACAAAAGAAAUUCAACAAAUGCCAUACCAUGGGUCUUUUUAUUUUAAUUUGUGGCGUUCAUAUGGGCGAAUGGAUCAAGGGUUGUUUAAGCAUUUAAUAAGCAUUGAAAGAUUGUUUUUCUCUGUUAGAAAAUAUCAACCACCAUAUAAUUGUGGAAAUAUUAUCUGGUUAGGUUUUUUUUGGAGGGUCACAAGAAUAAAUUGUAAUUCCGUGUAUUCUCAACUCGUAAUAGACGACUCAAAUUUAUUCCACCAAAUGUAGAGCGUCUCCUAUGUCCGACAGAUAUUGCUUUAUUGGAGUACAGAAGUUAAGGCUAAUGCUCGUGCAGGAUAUCACAAAGUGUUUGUCUGAAGUUCGCUCUUUUUUAGCUUGAACUCCACAUACUCCAAUACUUUCCACAUUUUUAAAGACUCCUGCAAAUGAUUGACUUGUGUCAGAACAUCCUGUUGCCCCAAGUUUUUGUUAAAUAAAAAGAAUUUUUUUAUAUAAAACUUUUCUUAAACGCCAUGAAAUAAUUUUAAGAUUUAAUGCAUAAAACAAUAGGCGCUCACAACUCUCGCAAACACCGUAUGCAAAUCGCUUUUCCUAGAGGUGUGGGGAACUGAUUUUUGUGACGUGAAUGCAAUUUUCAUUUUUAUUUCCAUCGAUGAAAGGAAGAAUGCAAACAAAUGGUGAUAUAGAAAAUGUUUCCAUCUCAUUAUAACAGAACAAUCCAAUUUGUUGUGUGUAAAGCGCUUGCAUAGAAACAUUAAAACAAAAGCUGCUUAACUAUCGAGAACGUAUUUAAGCACCUACCCCUUCCCUUUUCAUACUUUUAUUAAGAAGUGUAUAACCCUCGUUCAAUGCUGAAGUACCGUUAGAGAGAAGCAUAUAAAUGUGUAAUGAAUGAAUAACAAACAAAAUUUCGUUUCAUUCAAAGGUUAAUAUAUAAUGGAAGGAAAGACGAAAACAAACAGAAACAAACAGAAAUUCUCCAACAAAACCAUACACACCCACACACAAUAAACAAAUGUUAUGUUAUAAAAAACAAUGAAAGAAAUAAAAGAAACAUGCAUAUAUAAUAAAAUAAAACAAACAAAUGAACACCGUGUUGUCAGGUAGUUAGUGAGUGAAAAAAAAACAUAUUAAAGUUUAACACGGAAACUACAAAUCCUGAUUAGCUGAUUGGCGGAAGAUGGGACAGUAUCGAUAAGCACAGGAAAUGCGUUUAGCGGUGUACGCUUACGCUUAAAAUCGAAUCGAAGAGGGCGAGAAAGUAUAAGAAUAACACCUAAAUAACACAUGUAUAAUUAUGUAAAGUGAAACUUAGCACAGAGCAGUACAGCGGGAUAGUAGGAUAGAACGAAUGAAGACACAACAAUGGGUGGAAUGGGAUUUGGAAAGAAAGAGAGAGAGAGAAAACAGAACAAGAAAGCUAUAUAACAGAAGUGAAAAGAAUGAAGGCAAAAUAAAGAAAACAUUUUAUACGAUA
Anopheles funestus (African malaria mosquito) is the source of this 8833-nucleotide messenger RNA. It is a transcript of the gene Pak, whose product is annotated as serine/threonine-protein kinase Pak. Gene Ontology annotation, cellular component: cytoplasm. The record is from RefSeq and is a predicted model, not a curated record. Gene Ontology annotation, molecular function: ATP binding; protein serine/threonine kinase activity. Lineage: Eukaryota; Metazoa; Arthropoda; Insecta; Diptera; Culicidae. The transcript is spliced from 11 exons. Gene Ontology annotation, biological process: regulation of MAPK cascade; intracellular signal transduction; protein phosphorylation. The coding region runs from base 1613 to 3697 and encodes 694 amino acids.